GAUGGCCGAUUGGGUCGAGUCGGCCCGCGUGGGAGGAUCUCCCUCGGUUACGGCCGGAAAUCUCCCGUCAUCGGUGAAAACUUGGAUUUCUGGCCGUGGUGAUUUGCACACGGACUCCCACUUUUACCGGCUCAUUCACCCGAACCGUUUUUUAUUUUAAAUUUUUUAAAUCGGUGCCAUGUUUAAUGUCCGCACCCGAUAACCUGUAGCUGGCGACCGCGACAUCUUCAAAUCGAGUCCAAAGGUACCGGUGACCGCCGGUUGUCGUCCUUUUCUAAAACGUCGCGGCAGGAGCCGAGACCGUGCCGCUUUUUCUGAAGAACCCAGUUUCGCGGGUGUUGUUGAACCGUGCGAGGACGUCAAAAUGCAAGGGACACCACACCCGGACUUCAGACAGCAGAGUUUCAGAUGCCAAUUUACCUCAUUCUGCAGAGGAGAAGCCUCUCCUGUGCCCACCUCCGUGUCCAUGAGGAGUGACCAGUCAAAGGAUCCACCUCUGGCAUUCAAAGAUGGACGCCGUUCUGCUGAUAAACGAGUCCCUCUGAAAAGACCACCUUCUGCUGAACUCAGCUGUGUGUCCAUGAAGAGUGACGGGUCAAAAGGUCACCUCAUCGAUUUUAGAAAAAGACACUCCUGUCACAAAAAGAAAAAAAAGCUUAGGAGAGAAGCCUCUCCUGUGCCCACCUCCGUGUCCAUGAGGAGUGACCAGUCAAAGGAUCCACCUCUGGCAUUCAAGGAUGGACGCCGUUCUGCUGAUAAACGAGUCCCUCUGAAAAGACCACGUUCUGCUGAACUCAGCUGUGUGUCCAUGAAGAGUGAUGGGUCAAAAGGUCACCUCAUCGAUUUUAGAAAAAGACACUCCUGUCACAAAAAGAAAAAAAAGCUUAGGAGAGAAGCCUCUCCUGUGCCCACCUCCGUGUCCAUGAGGAGUGACCAGUCAAAGGAUCCACCUCUGGCAUUCAAAGAUGGACGCCGUUCUUCUGCUAAAAGAAUUGACCAGGAGAGCUCAGACGCUCCCAAUGGUCAGUCUCCCCUGCUGAAUCAAAUGAACCUGGACUCUGUAUUUAAGGCGCUUAAGAAGCGCAUCGUCACCCAUGUGAAGAACGAGCUGAAGGUGUUCCGGAGGGUUCUGACACCAGAGGAUGCGGAAUCAGACCAGGGGCUGACGGAGGAUGAGGAAGUGAUGAGCGAUGAGGAGGAGGAAGAGCAGAGGAAGAGCAGCUCGAUGGCUUUACUGAAGAUCACAAUGCACCAGCUGAGGAAAAUGGACCAGGAGUUGCUGUCUGACAUUCUGUGGAGCAGAUGGCUGGAUCCCAUCUCAAAUCAAGUCAAAUCUAAUCUGAAGAAGAAGUUCCGGCGUUUGUUUGAGGGCAUCGCUAAAGCGGGAAACCCGACUCUUCUAAAUCAGAUCUACACAGAGCUCUACAUCACAGAGGGAGGGACUGGAAAGGUCAAUGACGAACACGAGGUCAGACAGAUUGAAACGGCGCCCAGGAAACCAGCGAGAGCAGAAGCAGCGAUCAAAUGUCAAGACAUCUUUAAAUGCGCACCUGAAGGUGUGCAACCUGUACGGUUACUGUUGACGAUGGGAGUGGCUGGCAUCGGGAAAACACUCUUAACACAGAAGUUCACUCUGGACUGGGCUGAGGGCAAAGCCAACUGGAACAUACAGUUCACAUUUCCAUUCACUUUCAGAGAACUGAAUCUGCUAAAAGACAAAAAAUUCAGCUUGAUUGAACUUGUUCAUCGCUUCUUUAGUGAAACCAAAGAAGCAGGAGUCUGCGCGUUUGACAAGUUCCAGGUUUUGUUCAUCUUUGAUGGUCUGGAUGAGUGUCGACUUCCCCUGGACUUCCACAACAACGAGAUCCUGACCGAUGUCACAAAGUCCACGUCAGUGGACGUGCUGCUGACAAACCUCAUCAGGGGGAGACUGCUUCCCUCUGCUCGCCUCUGGAUAACCACACGACCUGCAGCAGCCAGUCAGAUCCCUCCUGAGUGUGUUGACAUGGUGACAGAGGUCAGAGGGUUCACUGACCGACAGAAAGAGGAGUACUUCAGGAAGAGAUUCAGAGAUGAGGAGCAGGCCAGCAGGAUCAUCGCCCACAUCAAGACAUCACGAAGCCUCCACAUCAUGUGCCACAUUCCGGUCUUCUGCUGGAUCACUGCUACAGUUCUGGAGGACGUGUUGAAAACAAGAAAGGGAGGAGAGCUGCCCAAGACCCUGACUGAGAUGUACAUCCACUUCCUAGUGGCUCAGUCCAAACAGAAGAACAUCAAGUAUGAUGGAGGAGCGGAGACAGAUGCACACUGGAAUCCAAAGACUAGCAAGAUGAUAUUGUGUCUGGGAAAACUGGCUUUUGAGCAGCUGCAGAAAAGAAACCUGAUCUUCUACGAAUCAGACCUGACAGAGUGCAGUAUUGAUAUCAGAGCAGCCUCAGUGUGCUCAGGAGUGUUCACACAGAUCUUUAAAGAGGGGAGAGGGCUGUACUGGGACAAGGUGUUCUGCUUCGUCCAUCUGAGUGUUCAGGAGUUUCUGGCUGCUCUUCAUGUCCAUCUGACCUUCAUCAACACUGGUGUGAAUCUCUUUUCAGAAGAACAACAAGCCUGUCAGAUAUCUAACGCAGCCCAUGUCAAAUCUGAACUAAAAUGCCUUCACCAAAGCGCAGUGAACGAGGCCUUACGGAGUCCGAAUGGGAACCUGGACUUGUUCCUCCGCUUCCUACUGGGUCUGUCUCAGCAUACCAAUCAUAUUCUUCUACGAGGCCUGGCGACAGAAUCAGGAGGGAGACCGCAAACCAAUCAGGAAACGAUCGAUUACAUCAAGACGAAGACCGGGGAGAAUCCCUCUGCAGAGAGAAACAUCAAUCUGUUCUACUGCCUGAAUGAGCUGAACGAUCACUCUCUAGAGCAGGAGAUCCAACAGUACCUGAGUUCAGGGCAACUCUCCACGGAAAAACUCUCUCCUGCUCAGUGGUCAGCUCUGGUCUUCAUCUUACUAUCAUCUGGGAAAGAUCUGAAUGUGUUUGACCUGAAGAAAUACUCUGCUUCAGAGCUGGGUCUCCUGAGGAUGCUGCCAGUGGUCAAAGCCUCCAAAAAAUCUGUGCUCGAUAGCUGUAAGCUGUCAGAGAGAAGUUUUGAAGCUCUGGCUUCAGUUCUCACCUGCCAGUCCUCUUGUCUGAAGGACCUGGAUCUGAGUUACAACAACCUGCAGGAUUCAGGAGUGAAGCAGCUCGCGGAUGCUCUGGAGUGUCCAGAUUGUAUACUGGAAGCUCUCAGGUUGAGCGGCUGUGAGCUUACAAGCACGAGCUGUAAAGCUCUGGCCUCAGUUCUGAGCUCGCCGUCGUCCAGACUGAGAGAGCUUGACCUGAGUAACAACGACCUGCAGGAUUCAGGAGUGAAGCUGCUCUCUGUCGGACUGGGGAGUCCACACUGCAAACUGGAAACUCUCAGUUUGAAUCAGACCAACUUAAGGCAGGAAUCCUGUAAAACCCUCUCAUCCGUUCUGAGCUCGCCGUCGUCCAGACUGAGAGAGCUUGACCUGAGUAACAACGACCUGCAGGAUUCAGGAGUGAGGCUGCUCUCCGUUGGACUGGGGAGUCCACACUGCAAACUGGAAAAACUCAGGUUGUCAGGCUGUCUGAUCACAAGGGAAGGCUGUACCUCUCUGGCCUCAGCUCUGAGGUCCAAGCCCUCCCACCCGAGAGAGCUGGACCUGAGCUACAAUCAUCCAGGAGCCUCAGGAGUGAAGCUGCUCUCUGCCGGACUGGAGAGUCCAGGAUCGCGACUCAGGGUGGACCCUUGUGGAGAGGAGUGGUUGAAACCAGGCCUGAAGAAAUACGCACGCAAGCUCAGCCUGGACGUAAACACGGCGCACAGAAACCUCAGACUGUCCGAAGACAACAGAACGGUGGCAAAGGUGCAGGAGGACGUGGCGUAUUCUGCUCACCCGGACAGGUUUGACUGCUGUCAGCUGCUGUGCGGACAGGGUCUGAGAGGCCGCUGCUACUGGGAGGUCGAGUGGGAAGGACUGGUGGAUAUAGCCGUGACGUACAGAGGAAUAAGAAGGAAGGGAAACUGUGCCGCGUGCAGGUUCGGAGGGAACGACAAGUCCUGGAGCCUCUACUGCUCCGACGGCAUUUACUCCAUCUGGCACGACAACCAACAGACCUUCAUACGCCCGCCUCCCUCCUCCGUCUUUGACAGAGUGGCGGUGUAUCUCGACUGGCCGGCGGGCACUCUGUCCUUCUUCGGCGUCUGCUCCGACAAACGGAUCCACCUCCACACCUUCAGCUGCACGUUCACCGAGCCUCUCUACCCUGGGUUUGGAAUAGGGUCCUCGGUGUCUCUGUGUGAGAUGUGAGAAGGGGGUUUUUCUCUCUUUUGGCGUAUCUCCACACACACACACCUGCCUCUUGUAAAACACACGUUGUUGAUGCCUGCUGUGUGAUUGGCACCCCUUUUUCUCGGCGUCGUAAAUCGAUCGGACCGGCGCGCACAGAUGCUGUGCUGAACGCACGCUGGAACCGUUCAAAGUAAUCUCAGUAAUGCCCGUUUCUCCGAAGCCUGGUGAGAAAUUUCUGAAGUAAUAAUAAAACAAGACUCAUGGGGUCGGCAGCCCCUUGUAGCUUUGUUGGUCUGUAGUUGCCAUGGCAAAGACUGCAGAUUGUCAGACGGAUCCAACUUCAUUCACCCUAAAUUCUCAAAUAUUAUAUCAGUAAUUAUUUCCCAUCACAUCUUAUGUAAAGCCCUUUACGUUGCCUUGCUGUAGCUAGUAGUGCCCCAGUAGCAGAGAGGGCCCAAAACAGGGACAGGCUUAUGUUAGAGAGACUCAGAACCUUCUCCGUGGUUUGCCCGUUGCCUUGUCCAAUUUAGUAGCGUGCACAUUUCCGCAGCCCUAAUUCUAGAGUCGCCGCUCUGGUGCUCUCUGGCUUCUGACCAGAGGUUGGAUUCGAAGUAAAGAUCACUACAACGGAACAAGGCACACACCGCCGGCAGGGAGUUGUGCAGGUGCGCCGGAGCAAAACCAAAACGAGGGAAUAAUAAUACUGAAUACUGAAUAAUACUGUCCCACGGUGACGCCGCUGCUCAGAUCUCCACGGGAUAAGCUUGGGUUGGGGAAGGAAGGAGUGUGAUUGUAAUUUAUUUUUUAUUUUUUUGCCAAGUCACCUCAGAAUCAGUAACAUGAUACGGUGGUAUCUCAUGUUAAGUACAGAAAAGGUGUGGGUUAAUAUAAGUUAAAUCCUGAAGUGCGAUGUUGUUUUUGUGUGUCAAUC
This is a messenger RNA of Xiphias gladius (swordfish), 5273 nucleotides long. Its product is annotated as NLR family CARD domain-containing protein 3-like. Gene Ontology annotation, molecular function: protein binding. Bases 365 to 4360 code for a protein of 1331 amino acids. NCBI's taxonomy places the organism in Eukaryota, Metazoa, Chordata, Actinopteri, Istiophoriformes, Xiphiidae. The transcript has 15 exons. The record is from RefSeq and is a predicted model, not a curated record.